CUACCUAGCGCCCUAGUGGUACGUCCCCCUGCUUCAGUCCAAUCCUCCUGUUCCGCCUGAGCCGCCAUUUUGGUGUCCUGCGACUGUGUUUUCCGCCUGCGCACCGGGAAAGGAGGACAACAUGCCGGCGGGACCCGUACAAUUGCUAGCGCCUCAGGCGCCCGAUGGAGGGCAGCAGCAGAUGGAGGAGGAGAAGAAAGAAGAUGUUAUUCCAUCUAAGCCCAUCGUGGGAAUCAUCUACCCUCCUCCAGAGGUCCGCAAUAUUGUUGACAAGACGGCAAGCUUUGUGGCGAGAAAUGGCCCAGAGUUUGAAGCCAGAAUUCGCCAGAAUGAAAUUAACAAUCCCAAAUUUAAUUUCUUAAACCCAAACGAUCCUUACCAUGCUUACUACCGUCACAAAGUCAAUGAGUUCAAAGAGGGGAAAGCACAGGAACCGUCUGCAGCCAUUCCUAAGGUCAUGCAGCAGCAACAGUCUGUACAGCAGCUUCCUCAAAAGGUCCAGGCUCAGGUCGUUCAAGAGACCAUCAUUCCAAAGGAACCUCCUCCAGAGUAUGAGUUUGUGGCAGAUCCGCCUUCUAUAUCUGCCUUUGACCUUGAUGUGGUGAAACUAACAGCUCAAUUCGUUGCACGUAACGGUCGCCAAUUCCUCACACAACUUAUGCAAAAGGAACAGAGAAAUUACCAGUUUGACUUCCUUCGGCCUCAGCACAGUCUCUUCAAUUACUUCACCAAGCUUGUGGAGCAGUACACCAAGAUCCUGAUUCCUCCAAAGGGAUUACACAUCAAGCUGAAGAAAGAGGCUGAGAACCCCACCGAGGUGUUAGAUCAGGUUCGUUACCGUGUAGAGUGGGCAAAGUUUCAAGAGCGGGAAAGGAAGAAAGAGGAGGAGGAAAAAGAAAGAGAGCGAGUGGCGUAUGCUCAAAUAGAUUGGCAUGAUUUUGUUGUGGUAGAGAUUGUUGACUUCCAACCCAAUGAGCAAGGUAACUUUCCUCCUCCAACAACGCCUGAAGAAUUGGGUGCUCGUAUUUUAAUCCAAGAACGAUACGAAAAGUUUGGAGAAAGUGAGGAAGUGGAGAUGGAGGUUGAAUCUGAUGAUGAGGAAGACGCUAAGAAUGGCAAGAAUGAAGAAUCUUCUCAAAUGGAUCAGGAUACUCAAGUGCAAGACAUGGAUGAAGGCUCAGAUGAUGAGGAUUAUGCUCAAAAGGCUCCUCUUCCUCCAGAGUCGCCAAUGCCUCCACCUUUACCUCCAACUCCAGAUCAAGUAAUUGUUCGUAAAGACUAUGAUCCCAAAGCCUCUAAGCCACAGCCGCCUGCACCUGCAUCAGAUGAGUAUCUAGUAUCGCCUAUCACUGGUGAGAAGAUUCCUGCCAGCAAAAUGCAGGAGCACAUGCGCAUUGGACUUUUGGAUCCACGUUGGCUAGAGCAGAGAGAUCGCUCUAUUCGUGAAAAACAAGGAGAUGAUGAAGUAUAUGCUCCAGGAUUGGAUAUUGAAAGCAGCUUGAAGCAGCUGGCUGAACGCCGUACCGAUAUUUUCGGUGUUGAAGAAACGGCUAUUGGUAAAAAGAUUGGAGAGGAAGAGAUCCAGAAACCAGAGGAGAAGGUCACGUGGGAUGGGCAUUCUGGCAGCAUGGCACGUACGCAACAAGCAGCACAGGCAAAUAUAACUCUGCAGGAGCAAAUUGAAGCUAUCCAUAAGGCUAAGGGGUUGGUACCAGAUGAAGAUGGCAAGGACAAAAUUGGUCCUAGCAAGCCUAAUGAAAUCAACCAACCACCACCACCUUCUGCACCUACCAUUCCUAGUUCUGCACCACCAAUGAAUUCUGCUCCAAGGCCACCUCCACCAGUGUCACUUCACCAACAGAUCAACCCUCCUGUGUCUCGACCACCAACCAUGCCACCACCUAUACGUACUACUAUGGUGUCUGCUGUUCCUAUAAUGCAAAGGCCCCCGAUGGGAUCUGUGGUUCGUCUUCCUCCUGGUUCUGUAUUGGCUGCUCCUAUGCCACCAAUUUUGCACGCACCUAGGAUUAAUGUGGUGCAAAUGCCGCCAAACCCACCCCCAGUGAUGGCACAGAGAGCACCACACAUGAUUGUUCCAGCUGCAUUUGUUCCUGCCCCACCUGUGGCCCCUGUACCUACACCAGCGCCACUGCCCCCAUCUCAUCCUCCACCACCAAUGGAAGAUGAACCAUCUGCCAAGAAAAUGAAGAAUGAAGAGUCAUUAAUUCCAGAAGAUGAGUUCUUGCGUAGGAACAAAGGUCCUGUCACAGUCAAAGUACAAGUUCCCAACAUGCAAGAUAAGACUGAAUGGAAGCUGAGCGGUCAAGUGCAGGCGUUCACUCUGCCUCUCUCUGAUCAGGUCUCUGUAAUAAAGGUUAAAAUUCAUGAAGCAACUGGCAUGCCAGCUGGGAAACAGAAACUUCAGUAUGAUGGUAUCUUUAUUAAGGACUCAAACUCCCUGGCUUACUACAACAUGCAGAAUGGAGCGACAAUCCACCUGGCUUUGAAAGAGAGAGGAGGCCGAAAGAAAUGAGAUUUAAUAACUGCAAAGUUUGGGCUCUAUUUUGACCAUUGUCUGUUCUCUGAGAUUCAAAUACAUAAGUUGCGCUAAUUUAGUUUCUUCAUGUCUGUAUCACAAACAUUUAGUUUUAAUGUUAGAUAUGAGAGAACCUCAUCAUUGCCAUAAAUGAGCAUGCCAUCAUGCAGACUGCACUGUAACAUAUGGAUGAUGUGGAAAAAACUGAUUUGUAUUAAUAAAGUCUCUGAGAAUGAAA
Molecule: messenger RNA, 2774 nt
Organism: Bufo bufo (common toad)
Lineage: Eukaryota; Metazoa; Chordata; Amphibia; Anura; Bufonidae
Gene: SF3A1
Product: splicing factor 3a subunit 1
Exons: 16
Coding region: 122-2533 (803 amino acids)
Biological process (GO): regulation of alternative mRNA splicing, via spliceosome; mRNA cis splicing, via spliceosome
Cellular component (GO): U2-type prespliceosome; U2 snRNP; catalytic step 2 spliceosome
Molecular function (GO): RNA binding; protein binding
Source: RefSeq, a predicted model, not a curated record